AUGCUGCCCCCGGAUCCUCCUGCUGGUGGAAAUACUAUUGCACCUGUAGCUCCUGUGCUCGUCCCUCAGCAUUUCAUUCCUCCAUUGGCCGUUCCGCUACCUACCUUCGAUGGGACGUACAAAGCUUGGUACUCCUUUAAGUCCAUGUUCCAAAACGUAAUGGCACGAUACGCAACGGAAACACCUGCAAUCAAACUAUAUCAGCUCCGGAACGCUUUGGUUGGAAAGGCAGCUGGAGUAAUCGAUCAAGAUAUCAUCAAUAACGGUGAUUAUGAAGCUGCUUGGGCUAUUCUAACUGACCGAUUUGAAGACAAGCGAUUGAUUAUCGACAAACACAUCGAGGCCAUCUUUUCUCUGCCGAAACUUGCAAAAGAUAAUUCGAUUGAACUGCGGCAACUUGUCGACGCCUGUGUGAAAAACGUUCAGGCACUCGAAAAUCUGGAACUCGAAGUCGAUGGUUUGGGUGAGCAAAUGCUCAUUAAUCAGCUAGCAUCGAAGAUGGAUCGAGACACACGUAAAGUGUGGGAAACAAGGCAGGACCCGGGGGAGCUUCCAUCAUAUAUGUAUACAAUUGAGUUCCUUAAGCAACGCUGCAGAAUCAUGGAAAACGUGGAAACGAACAGUGCUAAAGUAGAGAUCCCGAAGCCGGUACGACCGGUGAACAAAUCGAAGACUCUAGUGACUACAAAUGAACUACAGUGUACAAUGUGUAACAAUACACACGAACUCUAUAAGUGUGAUGAAUUUAAAAAGAAGAAUAUUAGUGAGAAAUAUAAUCUGCUUCGAAGGUCUGGCUCCUGUUUCAAUUGCCUUGGAAAGGGGCAUCGUACAACUGAUUGCGCAACCUCGAGUACGUGCCGAAAAUGCAACAAAAGACACCAUACGUUGCUGCAUCCGGUGGAAACCAAAGCAGAACAAGUAGUGAACCCGACACCCACGACGAAGUCAGCAGGAGAAAGCGAUUCCCGCUCUGAAUCGACAACGGACAACGUCACUUCCGUUGAAACGAAGCACAAGAAUCAAAACGUGGUUCUUUGUGUGUCAUCAGAUCUUCAAAAUAAGCAGACUCUUCUAACUACCGCUGUGGUACUCGUAUAUGACUACGGUAGUAAUCUCCAUCCGUGCAGAACGCUUAUCGACUCAUGCUCCCAGAACCACUUUGUGACUGAACGAUUUGCCAUGCAGCCGGCGCUCAAGAAGCACCGUGUCGACUAUCAAGUCAGCGGAUUGAAUGGAGGCAUUACACGAAUCCACAACGUAGUGCGUGCUACAGUGAAGUCUCGCGUCACCAGCUUUUCGACCGAGCUUGAACUAUUGAUAGCUCCAAAGAUCACAACUGAUAUGCCAGCGAGAUCGUUUGACGUGACGAACUGGAACCUUCCAACCCACGUUGAGCUCGCAGACCCCAACUUCAACAAGCGGGGUCGAAUUGACAUGCUGCUGGGAGCAGAAAUCUUCUGGGAUCUUAUUAAGACAGAACGAAUCAUCCUUGCGGAGAAUUUACCUUCGCUUAGAAACACCGAACUAGGAUGA
This is a messenger RNA of Toxorhynchites rutilus septentrionalis, 1533 nucleotides long. RefSeq lists its product as uncharacterized. The coding region runs from base 1 to 1533 and encodes 510 amino acids. The transcript has a single exon. The record is from RefSeq and is a predicted model, not a curated record. NCBI's taxonomy places the organism in Eukaryota, Metazoa, Arthropoda, Insecta, Diptera, Culicidae.